CUUAGCAUAGUCGAGAAAUGCAAAAGCAUAUAAGUUCCACUUUACAUGUUAUUCUCGACUCAAGAAGUCGCACAUAUCUCUUCAGAUCCUUCCUGAGCCGGCCCGACGGUCGUAUAACGCGCUCAACUUUCCCCGAUAUUUUACCGCCGUUGACCGGUCAACGAUACCAGGUGUGGCGAAAAUUCAACUUGCACACCAAAUGAUAACAACAGCGCGUCGUUGUAUACGAGGCCGAUUUUAAAUCGUUGCUCUCUCUCUCUCUCUCUCUCUCUCGGUGGGUUUCUUUGGAUAUACUCACAUUACCGCUCUAACGCAGAAGCAGAAGCUCAAAAAUAUCCUGGGGGCGGUUUUGAAAAGUCUGAAAACCAAAAGCUGGGGCAGUCGAGGAAAUUUGGAAAGUGGUCUAAACCCAUUUCAUAAUUUAGUCUUAUUGAUUGGAAAGUCAGGAAGAUAUUUUGUUGGGAGCGUGUGAGUUGACUGACUAUUGAAGAAAGGGUUGAGCCAUAAUGGAGGGUGAGAGGAAGUACAUUACUGUUGAGCAGCUGAAGCUGCACAAGCAGCCUGGGGACUUGUGGAUCUCCAUCAAGGGUAAGGUUUACAAUGUCUCUGAUUGGGCCAAAGAUCACCCAGGUGGGGAAGCCGUUCUCAUCAAUAUGGCUGGCCAAGAUGUCACUGAUGGAUUCAUAGCAUACCAUCCUGCCUCCGCAUGGCAGUACCUGGGAAAAUUCUUUACUGGUUAUUAUCUAAAAGAUUUCCAGAUCUCAGAGGUGUCCAAGGACUAUAGGAAACUUGCUUCAGAGUUUAACCAAUUGGGUUUGUUUGAAAACAAAGGGCAUGGGGCUCUUUACUCUGUGAUAAGUCUUGUGGUAAUGCUUUCCCUUGUUGUCUAUGGUGUGUUGAAGUCUGAGAGUGUGUUGGUCCAUUUGGGUUGUGGUUUGUUGUUGGGGGUCCUCUGGGUUCAGGCUGCCUAUAUGGGUCAUGACUCUGGCCAUUACCAGGUCAUGUCGAGCCGGACCUACAACAGAAUGGCUCAGUUUGUGGCUGGAAAUUGCCUUACUGGGAUCAGUAUUGCUUGGUGGAAAUGGACUCACAAUGCCCACCAUAUUGCCUGCAACAGCCUUGAUUAUGAUCCUGAUCUUCAACACAUGCCAGUCUUUGCAGUGUCCACAAAAUUCUUUCAUUCAAUAACAUCAGUCUUUUAUGGAAGAGAGCUAACCUUUGACCCUGUGGCUAGAUUUUUAGUCAGCCACCAGCAUUUUACAUAUUAUCCGAUCAUGAUUGUUGGAAGGGUUAACUUGUUUAUACAGACCUUCUUGUUAUUGUUCUCGAAGAGAAGCAUCCCAGAUAGAGGUUUGAACAUAUUGGGAAUCCUUGUUUUCUGGACUUGGUUUCCUCUCCUUGUUUCAUGUCUGCCCAAUUGGAGCGAGAGGGUGAUGUUUGUGCUUGCGAGCUUUGCAGUGACAGCACUUCAGCACAUUCAGUUCACUUUGAACCAUUUCACCGGAGAUACUUAUCUUGGACCACCAACUGGGAAUGAUUGGUUUGAGAAGCAGACAGCUGGUACUGUGGAUAUUUCUUGCUCAAGUUGGAUGGACUGGUUCUAUGGUGGUCUACAGUUUCAGCUUGAGCACCAUUUGUUCCCCCGACUACCCCGUUCCCAGCUUAGGAAGAUUUCUCCUACUGUGAAGGACCUGUGCAAGAAGCACAAUUUGCCUUACAAGAGUUUGUCCUUCUGGGAUGCCAAUGUAACCACUAUUAGGCUUCUAAGGUCUGCUGCCCGGAAGGCUUGGGACAUGGAUCUUCCAAUCCCGAAGAACUCGGCCUGGGAAGCUGUUAAUACCCAUGGCUGAGAUUUGUUGACGCUCAUCAAGAUUUUGCCCCCACAUUACCUUUAUCCGUUUAUAAGUUGGGGCAUCUAGGAUGGAGAUAAAUUUUUCAGCAGGUUUUCCAAUUGCUAUUUGAUAUUUUUUUGGGCACUGCCUUGGACAGUAUUUGAUUUAUAUAUGUUUCUCUGUUUAGACCUCCAUAACAUACUGAUUUAAUUUUUGUUGAUGUGCAUUAUCAAGUUGGAUACCAAUACAAAAUUUGGAGAUGGAUCUCUGUCUAUUGGUUUUGUAGUUCUUUUGUCAAUUCUAAACGAAUUCAGUAACCUUUUAAUUUCAGUAAUUUCAUAAGCAUUCCUUUU
Messenger RNA from Prunus avium (sweet cherry), 2185 nucleotides. The record is from RefSeq and is a predicted model, not a curated record. Lineage: Eukaryota; Viridiplantae; Streptophyta; Magnoliopsida; Rosales; Rosaceae.